AUGGAAGCUAAUAAUGGCAUAUUACUUCCCAUGGAAACUGAUCCGGAAACAAAUCCUUCUGUAUCAAUUUUCUAUCCUCAAGUAAUUGGUGACCUCACUCCCUUCCAAGGUCAACAAUUUGAAACAUUAGAAGAAGUGUAUGACUUUUACAAUCAGUAUGCAAGGGAAGCUGGGUUUAGCGUUCGAUCCUACUCUAGUAAGAAGAGUAAAGAUGGAGAGGUCAUACGGAAGGAGUACGUUUGCAAUAAAGAGGGAAGUUGGUCAACUGAAACAAGUGGUGUUGUAAAAAGGCGUCGUGGAGUAGGCAGAGAGUCUUGUAAGGCGCGGCUAGUAGUUGUUAAAUCAAAAUAUGGUGGAUAUGUAGUCACCAUAUUUGAAGAGGCUCAUAGUCAUCCAAUGACAACCCCGCGAAGACGCCACUUAUUAAAGUCUCAUCGUCGAAUUUCUGGUGUUAAUCAACUUGUAGCACAACAACUAAUAUCCGUAAAUGUAUCCACACACCAACAAUAUGACAUUCUAGCAACACAAGCAGGAGGCAUUGAAAAUGUUGGUUUUACUCAACAAGAUAUGUACAACUCCAAUAGAGAUAGACGUAUGAAGAUCAAGGGUCAUGAUGGAGAAAUGUUGUUUGAUCAUUUCAUGAAUGAGCAAGAAAAAAAUCCAUGGUUCAUAUUCAAGGUUGAGACCAAUAUUGAACACAAGAUUACUCGAUGUUUUUGGGUUGAUGCAAUCUCUAGGCAAUCGUACAAGUUUUAUGGUGAUGCAGUAAUCUUCGACACCACCUACAACACCAAUCGAUAUUGUAUGAUCUUUGCACCAAUUAUGGGAGUAAACAAAUAUGGACAAACACACGACAAAAGGAACUGUCCUAUGCUUCAAAAAUCAUCUUCAAUUGUUGACAAAGAUGCUUUUAAUGACAUGGAUAAUAGUUCUUCGUCACAGGAUGAUUAG
Molecule: messenger RNA, 951 nt
Organism: Prunus armeniaca (apricot)
Lineage: Eukaryota; Viridiplantae; Streptophyta; Magnoliopsida; Rosales; Rosaceae
Source: the annotation of a GenBank genome assembly